AUGAGUCUCUUCCAGAAGGGACUCGGUGCUCAGGCGUCUGCGUUUGCGAGACCGCGACCGAUCACCCCCGGAGUCCGAUCACCGCUGCGGCGAGUGCGACAACCUCGCCGGCACAAUUCCUCGCAGCCCUCGAAGCCCGAACCACCUGCAGAAGGCAAGAUCGUUGAAGAUGGGUCGCCGGUGAACAGCAAUGCGCCUACGAAGCCCUCUCAGUCGAACGCCCCGUCCUCAUCCCCGUCACCGUCACAAUCGCCCUCGGCUACCCCCUCGGCCCAGCCAGUGAAUACCGCUGCCGGCGCUGCAGGUGCAGCGACUACACCGGCUGCUGCGAAUGCUGUCGCCAAAAGGGGACUACGCAAUAUCAUCAGCGAGGGUCCGUUGGGACGGCUGGGGAGGUGGUAUUCCCGCGUGCAGGAGCGGAAGCCCUAUACGACGCAGGUGUACAGUUCGGUGGUCAUUUAUCUAUGCGGAGACUUGAGCGCGCAAUUCCUUUUCCCUUCAGAGGCACCUCCGCCUGCAAAGGGCGAGCAGGAUGAGUCCAAAAACGAGGAUGAGAAGGAAGAGCGGCGUGGUGGAUAUGAUCCAUGGAGAACGGUGCGACACCUGAUCGUGGGAACAGGGUCCAGCAUCCCGUCAUAUAACUGGUUCAUGUUCCUCCAUAACCACUUCAACUACCCAUCUAAGAUCCUCUCUGUCUUGACCAAGGUUGUCGUCCAGCAGAUGUGCUUCACGCCCGUAUUCAACACAUACUUCUUCAGCAUGCACUCCCUCCUGGCCGGCGCGACUCUAGAAGAAACCUGGGAGCGGCUGAAGAAGGCUCUCCCCGUCAGCAUCACCAACAGUGUCAAGCUCUGGCCGGCCGUGACAGCUUUUAGCUUCAUGUACGUGCCGGCGCAGUUCCGCAACGUCUUCUCUGGAGUCAUUGCGGUCGGUUGGCAGACCUACUUGAGUUGGUUGAACCAGAAGGCCGCGCGCGAAGUCCUAGCGGCCGAGCUUGCGGCUGAGAGUGCAUCUGCUGCUGCGUCGCGACCGAUGACUGGGAAUAUGGCCCCUGCAGCGGGCACGGCAUGA
Molecule: messenger RNA, 1071 nt
Organism: Penicillium cinerascens
Lineage: Eukaryota; Fungi; Ascomycota; Eurotiomycetes; Eurotiales; Aspergillaceae
Product: Mpv17/PMP22 family protein
Exons: 2
Coding region: 1-1071 (356 amino acids)
Cellular component (GO): mitochondrion; cytoplasm; membrane
Source: RefSeq, a predicted model, not a curated record